Messenger RNA from Ilex paraguariensis (yerba mate), 402 nucleotides. Lineage: Eukaryota; Viridiplantae; Streptophyta; Magnoliopsida; Aquifoliales; Aquifoliaceae. The record is from the annotation of a GenBank genome assembly.
AUGAACAUAGAUGGGACUAACACAGUGGCAUGCCUCAAACCCAUUGACACAGACACUUCUAAGGCUACAACAAUUACUCCUCUGCCACACAUGUUUGUGAUCAAAGAUUUGGUUGUUGAUCUCACCAAUUUCUUCCACCAGUACAACUCUUCAUGCCCUUCAUAUUGGUGGAACCCAGAGCAGUUCCUUGGACCAGCAACAUUGCUCCAGGCUUAUCGUUGGAUCUCCGACAGCAGAGAUGAUUUCACAGAGCAGCGACUGCAGUCAUUGACGGAGGACGAAAGGCGUUUAUUCCGAUGCAGGACGAUAGAGAACUGUACAGCCACUUGCCCCAAAAGCCUCAACCCUGCAAGAGCUAUCAGCAAGAUGAAAGCUAAGAGUCUACUUUCUAAAGAAGUGUAG